AACGCUUUGCUCUCCUCUUGCAGAAAUGCAUGAAGUUCAACGUGGACGCCCCCAUAUGGCUGUCUAAGCAGCAGAUCCUGUGCACCCUCAACCAGAGCCUGAAGGAUGUGCUCAACUACGGCCUCUUCCAGCCCGCGUACAACGGCAAGGCGGGCAAGUUCCUGGACGAGGAGCGACCUCUGCGGGAGUACCCCUUUCCCUCCAUCGCCCCGGUGCCAUACCUGGAGGUGGGCAGCCUUCUACUGUUUAUGUUCUGUUUUAUUCACUAAACAAGCAAUGAAUCA
Messenger RNA from Gadus morhua (Atlantic cod), 284 nucleotides. RefSeq names its product SH3 and multiple ankyrin repeat domains protein 3-like. Gene Ontology annotation, cellular component: postsynaptic density; postsynaptic membrane; dendritic spine. Gene Ontology annotation, molecular function: ionotropic glutamate receptor binding; synaptic receptor adaptor activity. The record is from RefSeq and is a predicted model, not a curated record. The coding region runs from base 30 to 269 and encodes 79 amino acids. The transcript has a single exon. NCBI's taxonomy places the organism in Eukaryota, Metazoa, Chordata, Actinopteri, Gadiformes, Gadidae.